Messenger RNA from Hemicordylus capensis (graceful crag lizard), 1859 nucleotides. RefSeq lists its product as uncharacterized. The coding region runs from base 811 to 1620 and encodes 269 amino acids. The transcript has 3 exons. The record is from RefSeq and is a predicted model, not a curated record. NCBI's taxonomy places the organism in Eukaryota, Metazoa, Chordata, Lepidosauria, Squamata, Cordylidae.
CUGGCACCUACCCUACCACGCCUACCCCAGAAUAUGUCCAGACAUGUCCGAAGGUGGGCAUGUGACCCCUCUACGAACACGCCUAGCCACCCUGGACCAAUAGGAACAAGUUUCAGGCUCCGGAGAGGCCCGAGUGAGCGGGUGUGAUAAUGGUCGGGCGGCCAUUUUGUGCAACUUUAUUGGUCGAAAAGGCCCAGAGGAGACCCCACGUGGUCGGGAAGGGCCAGAAGUAGGGGUACGCCCUCACCCCAGAAGUCUGGCACCCACCCUACCACCCCUACACCAGAAUAUGUCCAGACAUGUCCGAAGGUGGACAUGUGACCCCUCUACGAACACGCCUAGCCACCCUGGACCAAUAGGAACAGGUUUCAGGCUCCGGAGAGGCCCGAGUGAGCGGGUGUGAUAAUGGUCGGGUGGCCAUUUUGUGCAACUUUAUUGGUCGAAAAGGCCCAGAGGAGACCCCAUGUGGUCGGGAAGGGCCAGAAGUAGGGGAACGCCCUCACCCCGGAAGUCUGGCACCCACCCUACCACCCCUACCCCAGAAUAUGCCCAGACAUGUCCGAAGGUGGACAUGUGACCCCUCUACGAACACGCCUAGUCAGCCUGGACCAAUAGGAAUAGGUUUCAGGCUCCGAAAAGGUCCGAGUGCGCAGGCGUGAUAAUGGUCGGGCGGCCAUUUUGUGCAACUUUAUUGACCGUAUCGGGGUCAAGUGAGCUCUCUACGAACACGCCUGGCCAUUCUGAUUCAGUAGGAAUACCCCGUUUCUCUCUGAGCCACUUUGUUUUUGCAGACCCACGGUUUGAGCGAUCAUGGGUUCCCCAGAGAGAUCCUUGGAGGAUAUUGUACAAGAAACAAUUGUAAACCCUAGCCCGAGAAAGCGGUAUAUUAGUACAAGUUCUGAUGAUGAGAAAUUCCCACCAGCUAAGCGUCCCGAAGAAGAAGACCAAGAACUUUAUGAAAUCUGGCAGGGAAUCUUGGAAGAUGCAGCGGCAGAAUCUUUUGGAGCUCAGGAGGGUGAGGACCGCGGCCUUGACACACUGCCUCUAGCAAUAUGGAACUAUACAGAGCCCGGGAACAUGCAUAUCAGGAAUCCUCCCGCUGUGAGAACGCAUCAACCCAGCCAUGUUACUAUGCAGAAUUUCCUAGGACUACAAGUGGAUGAUUCAGAUUACAUACCAGCAAGGAAAAGACGUUCUGCUAUGAAAGGCCUUGUCAGAGCGGGGGUAUAUGGAAUUUUAAAAUACUGCCUGAAGAAUUACAUGUAUGAUUCAUGCUACGGGUGUAUGGUUCAAGCAGGGGGGCAAGACUCACAUGAAUGUGUUACUUGGACCGAUAGAAAUGUUUCCAGAUUUAUUAGAACAUUGUCAUCAAGGAUGUGUGUGAAAGCAGUGCUCCACAUAAUUAUUAUAAUUGCUUACAGCUUGAAAAUGUUAUUGCUAUCUAGUGAUACCGUGAAUCAGACUCUAAACCUCAUCAGCAGGGUUAAGGGUUCUGAUGACCCGCAGGCUGUGUUAGAAGCUAUCCCACAACAGAACGAUUCCAGAAUGCUCUCUUUUGUGAACUGUGUCCUCGAAAAAAGGGGAUACAGACAGUUUCUUGUUCCAGAGAUACCUGAAUAAAUUCCCUCGCAAAAGUCUAAUGGAACUGUUGUACACGACUGCCCUCUAGUGGUGUGUGUUUUUUGCUUUUUGUUGUUGUUAAUACAUUCUUCCUAGAAUACUGACUGUUUUUGUAUGUCUAUUAAAAUACUAUAUUAUUAUGUAUCAAUUCAUAAAUAAAUAAAAUAACCCUGGCUCUAAACAAAUGACUGCUUUAUUUUUGCUGGGGAUACCCUAUUACAGAUAUAUUUACAAGGAAC